Molecule: messenger RNA, 627 nt
Organism: Ctenocephalides felis (cat flea)
Lineage: Eukaryota; Metazoa; Arthropoda; Insecta; Siphonaptera; Pulicidae
Product: integrin beta-7-like
Exons: 4
Coding region: 1-627 (208 amino acids)
Biological process (GO): cell migration; integrin-mediated signaling pathway; cell-matrix adhesion
Cellular component (GO): focal adhesion; integrin complex; cell surface
Molecular function (GO): integrin binding
Source: RefSeq, a predicted model, not a curated record
AUGCAUUCUAACGUUUUGGAAGCAAAGGAUUACACUUCCCAAAGAUGUCUAACUCUGCCAACCCAUGUGGCUACACAAUGUCCAUCAGGGUCUUUGUUAACUCCAAUAACAUCAGUCAACACUAUACAAGACGAGCCUUUAAGAAAAGCGAAUCCAAACUUUGGUAAAGACGCGGUUCAAAUAAGACCCCAAAGAAUUAGUGCCAAAUUGAGGGUUGGUGAAGAAGUCAGAUUUAAAGUUCAAUACCAACAGGCUCAAGAUUAUCCUGUAGACUUGUAUUAUUUGAUGGACUUGUCGGCGUCCAUGGAAGACGAUAAAGAGAAUUUGUCACGACUGGCAAGUCGUUUAGCAAUGGUUAUGUCUAACAUUACUGAUAAUUUUAGACUUGGUUUUGGUAGUUUUGUUGAUAAAACAGCACAUCCCUAUAUCAACACGUCACCAGGAAAAAUUGCCAAACCUUGUACCCUACAAUCCAAAAAACCCUGUGCACCACCUUACUCGUUCAAGCACCAUCUGUCUUUGACAUCGGAACACAGACUUUUUGAGCAAGAAGUGAUAAGAGCACCAGUUUCCGGGAACUUGGACACACCAGAAGGUUGGUUUGGAAAAACAACAUGGUUUUUAUAA